Molecule: messenger RNA, 4580 nt
Organism: Solanum tuberosum (potato)
Lineage: Eukaryota; Viridiplantae; Streptophyta; Magnoliopsida; Solanales; Solanaceae
Exons: 10
Coding region: 802-3939 (1045 amino acids)
Source: RefSeq, a predicted model, not a curated record
UUUACAAACGUCAUCUCCUUGGUUAUGUUUUUUUCUUGAUAAAACAGAGAGAACCCACAAGCAUCGUCUUCUCCUCCUCCUCUUCUCCCAUUUUUACGACUAUAUACAUACACAACAUAUAUCAACCAAUACAUACAGAUACGUAUAGAUAAUCUGUAUCUAUCGCCAUCAAUCGAACAACUUCGAAUUUGCAAUCAUCGAAACCCCAAACCCCCUCAUUUGAUCCAGGUAGAAUUAUCAACCCUAGAUUCUCAAUAAACUUCAAUUUCAACAUCUGAUUACGAAUGGAACCCUAGAAUUGUGUGAAUCGUAUUGAGCAUUACCUGUUUGUAUAUAGUUAUGAAAAGAAGAGGUUGUACGCGAUAUUAGGAUUUGCAUUGUUUUUUAUCAGGAGGUGGAAGUCGAAUUGGAAAUAGCUGAGCUGGUUUUGUGGUGAAGAUUUGAUUGUUUGUUGUGCAAGAUCGGAGCUGAAUUACUGUUCGGUAGCUGUGUAUAAUUUAUAUCCGGUUUCAUUUGAAUUGGAGUUUCGGGAAUUUAGAUUGAUGCUGACCUUGGAUUGACGUUUAGAAUUUUGGGUUGGUUGAUUAUGAUAUAAAUUUCGGUGAUUUAUUGCGAACUUGGAUAGUUGGAAUCUGAUUGGAUCGCUUUUUCCUGAGGUUGAUUUGGGAGAAGUUUGUAGAACAUGAAUUGAAUCUUGUUUGUUAUUGUUGAUUUAUUGUAUCAAGCUUUUGUGGGUGAAGCAUAUUUAUUUGAUAGUGGUGCUACUUAUUCGUCGUGGGUGAGGUUAGCUGGUGCGCAAGAAUGAGCUUGGAGAAUGAAGAUGGAAGUGCCACCAAUAACGUCUCUGAAAUUGGUGAUGAAGUUCGGAAGCAUCCAAAAGUAUCAUAUACAAGAGAGUUUCUUUUGUCACUCGGUCAACUGGAGAUUUGCCAGAAGCUACCAACUGGGUUUGAUCAGUUGAUCCUGAGUGAGCUUGAGGACACCUCACGUGGCAUACAAGACCGCCAAAAAAUACCUGGAAGCUUGCCAUCUCAAGGUUUCAGACGCAAUGAUUAUAGUUCGUCUCCACCUACUCGUGGGGAUUCUGAUGGCAGUUCCAGAGGCAUUUAUGGAAGAUGGGACAGCCGUUCCUCAGGGCGUAGUGAUCGAGAUAGUGAUUCACAAUCAGAUAAAGAUUCAGAUCCUGGUAGACGCUAUGGUAAUCAAGGCAGACGCACUUGGCAGAGUUCUGAGCAUGAUGGGCUUCUUGGAAGUGGUUCAUUUCCCAGGCCAUCUGCGUAUGCAUCUGGGACUGCAACCAAGGUCCGAACAAGUGAUAACUAUCAACUUAACAGGAGCAAUGAGCCAUACCAUCCUCCUCGCCCCUAUAAGGCAGUACCUCAUUCUCGUAGAAACACUGAUGCAUGCGACGAUGAGACCUUUGGUUCAAUUGAGUGUGCAAGUGAGGACAGAGUGGAGGAGGAAAGGAAAAGAAGAGCUUCUUUUGAGUUGAUGAGGAAGGAACAGCAGAAGGUUCUUCAAGAGAAGCAGAAACCGAAUGUAGAGAAGCACACAGCUGAAUUUGAUUCAGAAAUCUCGGUACUGCUGGAAGAUGAUAAAAAGGAUCGGGGGCUUCUAGACAAGAAUACUAAAGUAGAUAUAAUGGACAGCCAGCCUAUCACAAAUAAUGAUUCUGGAAAAUCAUCUUCCUCUUUACAGAAUCUUCCAUCUAGACCGCUUGUGCCCCCGGGCUUUAAAACCACUGUUACGGAUAAGACUUCUGGCUCAACAACUUUGAACCAGUCAUGUUUGACAGAGAUAGGGAAGCAUGAAACUGAAGAAAUUUUAUUGGAAGCCAAAGCCGACGCCCAAAAUGGUAUCCAUCAGAGCUUAGAAAGAGAGAGCUUCCAAGAAAUUAGUUCGAGUGAUCAGCUUGAGCACAGUUGUUUGUAUGCUUCAGUUUUGAAGAAGAAUGACCAAAUUGUGAACUUGUCAGUGGGUUCAGAUGAUUCCGAUAGGAAAUAUAGCAUGAGAGAUCAUUCACUCCGGACUUCAAGUUUAGAGGAACAUGAAGCUUUGAACAAGCCCUUGAUUUUGAAACUCAAUGCCCAGAAUUCAGGGGGCAAAUAUGUCGAGGAGUCCAAUAUCAACAAUUCAAGUUCCAUCCUGGACAAGAUUUUUGGAAGUGCCAUUGCAAAUCUCACCGACUCUGUUGCUCCAGUUAUGAAUGAAGGUAGUAAACCAAGUGAAACAUUAGACUCCAAAGCUGUUCAAUCAUCGAAAUUUGCUCAUUGGUUUUUCGAAGAAGAGAAGAAGCAGGAAGAUGAUCCUUCAUCAAGCAGGCCUGGUGAUCUGCUUGCAUUAAUUGUUGGUGGAGAUAAAAACAGAACACAACCUUUUGUGGCUAAUCCUUCAGAUCAAUUCCCAUCAGAAUUCUCCUAUCAUAGUCCUGAUCCUACAAGUAAGUUUGUCUCCAAUUUACCUUCUUCGCCACUUGGGGGGCCUGAGCCUGUGUACAAGCCCAGUAAAAGGGAGGCAGCACCCACCAUUCUUACUUGUGAAGACCUUGAGCAUACAAUGUUGUCCAAGUUCAGCGAAAAGAAGUCUAAUUCGCAGCCACAAGGCUGGAAUACUAAUCACACAAAGCCUAAGGAACCUGUAAUUGUGGAUAGCCAGGCAUCUCAACACCUCCUUUCAUUAUUACAGAAGAGGCCAGAUCAUGGAAAUGUGACAGAGAAGUCCAAUGCUGGAAUUGAAUCAUUGGAGGCACGUGGUGAUAUUACCAUGCAAGACAGAUCUAAGAAGGAAGAUAAUAAGGAUACACUCACACUUGAAUCGCUUUUUGGAACUGCUUUUAUGACGGAAUUACAAUCUGCACAAGCUCCAGUUUCAGUUCAGAGGAUUUCAGUUGGUUCUGGACUAAAUGUUUCUCUGGAAGCUCAAAAAUCGUCCUUGCCUGGUUCUGAUGAUACCCUUUCUUCUUCGAUAAUUGAUGAUAGAGCAACUAAGGAGAAUAUUGUCAUAUCUUCAAAUUGCAGAGAUCACACAAAGCUGGAUAAGGCAGAAAACUGGUUGGGAUGCAAUGAUUCCUUGUAUGAAGUCAAUUCCUUAAGGUGCCAGACUGAAGCGGUCUCCAGAAAUGGUGAUUAUCGGGCUGGUGGAUUUCAUCUACCUGAAGGAGAGAGGUUAUUUAGUGUUGGUGAUCCUUUGGUACCCCAGGUCUCAACGUUUAUGCCCGCAGGAAAUAUGGGUAAAGGUGACUUGGUGACUGUUAAUUCAGUUGGCAGUGAUCAAAUGUCUUUGAUGGGUCCAGGAGCACUGCCCUUUCCACGGGCUUCUCAUGAACAGAUAGAGUCUGAGAUGCUGUUUCACCAUCUCCAUGGUCAACCAUCAUCUUCUCAGUUUCACCAUUCGCAAAUGAGUCAAAGGAAACCAUUACUUCAUCCAUUGGAUUCUCGUCCUGCUCAUUUGAACACUCAGAUUUUGUCUGGUCCAGAGGGCAUGACUCGACACGAUGCUCUUCCAGGUCAUCAAUUUGCUGGAAAUAUGAUAAGACCUCCUUUUCACCACCCUAAUGCUAGGGUGACAGGGUUUGAUAUUCCUGCUCAUCAUCCUAUGCUGCAGCAGAUGCAAAUGUCUGGAUCUCACCCCCGUCAUCUGCUACAUGACCGUCUAAGUGGUGGUCCAGUUCCUUCACAUUCCAGUAAUCAGGCAGCUGGCUUUGUGCAUGAAGCUAACCCAAUGCAAGGGUUCCCUUUUAAGCCUCACCAAGUCAAUGUUAAUGGGAUUGGGAUGCAAAUUCCAGGGCCAGAUAUCAACAGCCGAAACAAUCAUCCUGAUGCCCUGCAAAGGCUUUUCGAGAUGGAGCUUAGGGCUUCUAAGCAGAUUCACCCCUUUCCUGCUGGGCGGGGACAGGGGAUGUAUGGUCACGAGCUUGACAUGGGAAUGCGACAUAGAUAGUUUGCAAUUUAAGGUUAACGUCUUUCAUGUGGUACUGAUAUAGACCAUCACUUAUGGGCAAGAUAUCAGGGGAAAUGACGUAAUACUUAGAUUCUACUUUUUCGUACUAGGUGGUGGGUUUAGGGUUGCUUGUCUGUCAUCUCUACAUACAUCAGUGAGGAGUGGCUGGAAAGGGCCUCUGUAUCAACAUCUCUUGCUAUAUUGUGCAAACAUGGUUGUGGAAAUUCUCGUCAGUUCUUCUUGAUCUUCCUUGUGUUCCUGAUCUGAUUGUUACCCGCUCGCUCUCUUAUUCCCUUCCCUUUUCUUGGACAUGUCUUUUAUUUUUCCCCGGAAAGAACUGUGUUGUAUAGCACCACAAUUCAGGCUAUUCCUAUUUCAAAUAUGGAGGCGGAGUAGCAACGAUGGGCAUGGAUGGUGCUAAAGAAGCUGUCUGGUUAAUUUCUCUAGUGCCUUGUAUUAGUAGAUAAUUGUUGCAAGGAAAAUGCAAUGAAAGAAAGCAAAAAGGAGGACAGUGCAACUUAUACUAGCUGGUCUAUGAGGUUGUUAUAUCUCGAGUGUUGUUUAUAAGUUGUAGUAAUUAACUUAGACCUACAAUUUUCAACUCAGUUUGAAUUGCAGGAUAAAGAUCCUACUUGAACUCA